Messenger RNA from Onychostoma macrolepis, 1733 nucleotides. It is a transcript of the gene erg28, whose product is annotated as ergosterol biosynthesis 28 homolog. The transcript is spliced from 5 exons. NCBI's taxonomy places the organism in Eukaryota, Metazoa, Chordata, Actinopteri, Cypriniformes, Cyprinidae. Gene Ontology annotation, molecular function: protein-macromolecule adaptor activity. The record is from RefSeq and is a predicted model, not a curated record. Gene Ontology annotation, cellular component: endoplasmic reticulum; membrane. The coding region runs from base 176 to 607 and encodes 143 amino acids.
AGCAGUCUUCUGCAGUUUCUGAUUGGACCGCAUUCAUGUCCAUGACUGCUCAAUGUUGUGAACUUGAAGCGGUUUGAUAAACAGAAAUCAAUCACGCGGCUGAUGUUUGUGAGUACAUAGAUAUACAGUACAUGUACGUAUUGGAACACAUACAUAAGCAGGUGUGCGCUGAAGGAUGAGUCGCUUUCUGAAUGUGUUGAGGAGCUGGCUGCUCAUGGUGUCAGUGAUCGCGGUGGGAAACACGGUGCAGAGCUUCAGAGAUCACAGCUUCCUGUCCGAGAAGCUCUACACAGGAACACCUGAUUAUGUAAACGGUCUUCAGGCGAGAACUUUUGGCAUAUGGACCCUCCUGUCCUCCAUCAUCCGCUGCGCCUGUGCCAUAGACAUUCAGAACAGAACGCUUUAUCAUAUCACCCUGUGGACAUUUGUUCUGGCGCUUGGCCACUUCCUGUCUGAAGCAUUUAUCUAUAAAACCGCUCCUCUGACCAUUGGAGUCAUGGCACCUCUGAUUGUAGCCAGUUUCUCUAUCGUGGGCAUGUUAAUUGGCUUCCAGUGUAUCGUUGAGCCUCAGGAAGUUGUGGGAGCUCGUCAGAAGAAGAGGAACUGAGUGAUACUCACAGCAUCACGGCUGAUGCCUUCGGCGCGGGACGGAAGUCGAUGGGAAGAGCACCGUCACAGUGUUUUCUGAUGGCUCACUGCUUUACAUGUCUGUCCUCAUAUCAACUGCUUGGCAGAACAUAUGAGGUCCAAACGACCUUUUUACCGCUUUAGAAUCAGUGUAAUAUUAAAAUAAUAAUAAUUUUAUAUGGUUUUGUUGUCCAAAAGCAAUUACAGUACCGGUACUUUUGUGUUAUUUUUAGCUGAGAUGCACAAACCAGAGCCUGCAGGUCCACUGAAACCUGCCAUUGAAGAAUAUCUUCAUUUCUACUUGAUAUUUUUGUUUUAACUUCUUGUUUUGUUUCUAAAUGGAAAUAUUGUUAUUUUUUUCUUAAUCUAAAAAUAUAUAUUGAUGUUUAGAUUUUUGUGUAUUUACAUUUUAAAAAGAAUAUCAAUCAAUGUUGAUUUUUGGCCCUUUGUAUUAAAAAGUCUGGGCACUACUGUUUUUGAAUGAUAGUGCAGUGAUGGAAACUGUGAAAUAACACAAUUGUAAGUCUGAAAACCUGACACAUUUGAGCUGCUUCUUUGUCUGGAUUAUAGCUCUGGGCUCCUGAGGAAAAUUUUGUAUUUACAUUUAUAUUUGUUUACAUAAUGAAUGUCAAGCAUUCAAGCAAAAGCCUUUAAAUGAAAGGGUUUUAGUAGGAGCUGUUCGUGAAUGUUUAUUUCUGGUCAUGUCACAGUGGUUUCUCUAGAAUGCAUGUGGAAUAGUUUACAUGACUCAUUUGCAUGUUAAAUAAUAACUCGCUGACAUACAAGAUGUGCACAAUUUGCAGUUAAGCCACUAGUUAUCACUCUUUAUUACUGGAUGUCAGAUUUAAUUUACAACACCAAGAAUUCUUAGAUUAUAUACAAACUACAUCCACACACUUUUCUAACAUGAACAAUAAUCUGAUCAGAACACGGCUGUACAUAGAAACUAAAUACAUCUCUACACACAGAAGUCUGAGUUGUGACUGAUCAUCUAUAUUAUGCUCAAAAUCAGUGUCAAAAGCCACUUUUCUGUACAGAUAUUGGACUGGAUUCCAUAUGUGACUGUGUUCUGAUUGAUUACACAGAACCCAUGGCAUCUCAAAAAU